Molecule: messenger RNA, 1248 nt
Organism: Styela clava
Lineage: Eukaryota; Metazoa; Chordata; Ascidiacea; Stolidobranchia; Styelidae
Product: radial spoke head 14 homolog
Molecular function (GO): protein binding
Source: RefSeq, a predicted model, not a curated record
GGUUCACCAAGCCGCUUGACAUGAGCUGUUGCCAAGACGACGACUACGCGGGUCACAGAGGUGUCAACAAAUCUAUUAUCGACUUGGAUAUUUGAUGUGGAAUUAACCUAGGCUUUUAAGUGUAUGCUUGUACGUAAACUGCAACGUAAAUAUGGCAAGUACAACAAUAUCGCAAUCAUUGCCACCAAAUAUUGACCCAACAAAUGCACCUUUGGCAUUUGGUGUGAGAGCUCUUCCAAAGAUCAAUAGAGAGCUUAAAGAUGACACACUUAUUAUCAGACAAAGGGCUUUAAUGGCUUUAUGUGAUCAAGUUCAUAAUCCUGAAAAAGUUCAUGAAUCAAUUCAAGUCGGAUGUAUGGACAGUUUGAAAAAGCUAUUGAAUGACUCCGACAACACAGUUAGACAGAAAGCAACUGAAGUUUUAUCUAUAAUGGUGGCACACAAUGUUGGUCGUAACUCAUUUCUGGACAACAAUGUGAUCGCGUCACUAUCCAAACUUUUUGACGAUGAAGUUGAAAUUGUUAGAAGAAAUUGUCAUCUGUGUUUAGAAAUGCUUGCAGAAAUACCAUCCGGUGCACAAGGAAUCGUUGAUGCAAAAUUGAUCCCCAAACUCGUUGAAAAAUUGAAGAUUGAACUUGAUGAAGUUAAAGAAUUAAUUCUUGAUACACUGCAUUUCUGUAUGCAUGUUGAUGCUGAAAGUGCUCUAUCAGCUGGAAUAAUGCCAGUUCUAAAGGAGCUUUUGGCUCAUGAUUCUCCACAAAUCAGAGGAGCUGCAGCGAGAGAUAUGAUGGAUGUAACAGUUCCACUAGCAGGGAAAGUUGCUGCAUGUAAAGAUGAAAAUAUAGUCCCUGCAUUGGUGAAACUAUUAUCGGAUGCAAAUACAGAUGUAAAAGCUCGAGCAGCUGGCGCAAUAAUGACCAUCACAAUCACAACACAAGGUAAAUACAAAGCACUGGAAGCAGAAGCUAUCCCUGCACUUCGUCAACUUCUCUUUGAUACGUCAAGCGAAACUCGUCUCAAUGCAAUCAAAGCUUUAACAACAUUAGCAGAAGCUCCACAGGGUCGAGCAAAACUUUUAAACUUUGUUACAGAGAUUGAAGAGCGAGAAUCGGAUUCGAGUCGUGCAGUUGCUAGAGCGGCUCAAAUCGCUAAAAACGUCAUCACUUGGAAGCCUUGAUCAGCUAAUCGAUGACUUUUUUAAAGUUUGAGUUUUUUGUAUUUAAAGUAUAAUAGCAAGAUAGAAAAACA